Messenger RNA from Triticum urartu, 1911 nucleotides. RefSeq lists its product as uncharacterized. Lineage: Eukaryota; Viridiplantae; Streptophyta; Magnoliopsida; Poales; Poaceae. The record is from RefSeq and is a predicted model, not a curated record.
UCUCUCCUCCACUUGUACUCCACCGCCACCACCCAGGGAACGCCACGCGCAGAGCUCCUCUGAAGCAAAUACCAGACACAAGCGGGGACGAAUCCCAGCCGUGCGGUUCGUCGAUCGAUCGAUCCGAUGGGGCGGCGGCCCAGCGCGUCGCCGGUGGGGUCGGGGGAGCCGCUGCUGCCGGAGGUGCGCAAGUGCGUCAGCGGCGGCGCGACGAUGCAGCGGUCGCUCUCGCGGGCGGACGAUGAGCUGCAGUGGUUCCGGUCGUGCCUGCGGUGGGUGUGCAUGGACCACUCGGCCCCGGGCCGCGCCGCGCUGUCCUGGCUGCUCUUCCUGCUCCUCGCCGUCGUCGUCCCGGCCGUCGCGCACUUCGUCAUCGCCUUCCGCCCCUCGCGCCGCCCCUUCGACGCCGUCGUGCAGGUCUCGCUCUCCGCCGCCUCCGGCGCCAGCUUCUUCUGCCUCUCCUCCUCCUUCCGCCGCAUCGGCCUCCGCCGCCUGCUCUACCUCGACAAGCUCCGCACCAACAGCGACCGCGUCCGGCUCAACUACACCGCCCGCCUCGCCUUCUCCUUCCGCCUCCUCGCCUCCCUCGUCGCGCCCUGCUUCGCCGCCGAGGCCGCCUACAAGACCUGGUGGUACGCCACCUCCGCCGACCGCCUCCCCUUCUUCGCCAACGACCUCCUCAGCGACGUCCUCGCCUGCUCCCUCGAGAUGGCCUCCUGGAUGUACCGCAGCGCCAUCUACCUCCUCACCUGCGUCCUCUUCCGCCUCAUCUGCCACCUCCAGGGCCUCCGCCUCGAGGACUUCGCCGGCUCCCUGCUCGUCGAGGUGGAGGAAGGGAGGAUGGGGGUGGAGCGCGUCCUCAGGGAGCACCUCGACAUCCGCAAGCAGCUCAAGGUCAUCAGCCACCGAUUCCGCAGGUUCAUCGUCGCCGCGCUGCUCAUCGGCACCGCCAGCCAGUUCGCCUCCGUGCUCCUCACCACCCGCCACGACUCCAUCGACGACCUCCUCCACACCGGCGAGCUCGCGCUAUGUUCAGUGGUGCUCAUGUCCGGGCUCAUCAUAAUCCUGAGCAGCGCCGCCAAGAUCACUCACCAGGCGCAGGCCCUCACGGGCCAGACCACCAAGUGGCACGCCUGCUGCACCAUCGAACCGGUCCCGGACGACGAGAUAGAUCCGGGAUCCAACCAGAACUCCAUGCUGGAAGACCCCGAGGACGAGAGCGACUGCGAGUCCAGCGAGGAGACCGGCGACGAGGACAUGCUGGAGAACACCAAGUUCCUCCAGCCUCACACGCACGUGAUCUCCUUCCAGAAGAGGCAGGCACUAGUGACUUACCUGGAGAACAACAAGGCCGGCAUCACCGUGUUCGGGUUCACGCUGGACCGGUCGUACCUCCACACCAUAUUCAUGCUCGAGUGGACGCUCUUCUUGUGGCUGCUGGGGAAAACAGUCGGUUUCUCGUGAAGACGAGGGACUGUAUGCACAAGGUUCUGUUCUCUUCCAUGUUUUUCUGCUGUUGUGCCCCAUUUGAUCCUUGUGUGAAAAGAGAAGGAGUAGGGUUUUUUGUGUGCGCGCGCGGGUGGCACGUGAGUGGUGUGCACUUGUACGUGUGUGUAUGCUAGCAGCGAUUUGGUGUGCUGAUGAUCAUGUAAAUUAUUAUGGGUUGAUUGCUCGUGGAUGUAAGGUCUAUGUACAGUUGUUAGAUGAGUGCUGUAGAGCCUCCGCAUGCGUGCGUGCUGCUUGGCAUUGCAGGUUUAUAAUCUCGGGUUGUAACUUGUAAGCCAGCAUCAGUUGUAGAGUAGGUGUGUCAAAAAAAGAAAACUCUUUCCUUUUUUUUUGGUUCAAGAAAACUCUUUCCGUUAUUUUGGUUCUACCGGCUGUUCUCCUGAAGAAAAUGUUUUGUGCUCCGUA